Cuscuta campestris is the source of this 1316-nucleotide messenger RNA. The record is from the annotation of a GenBank genome assembly. NCBI's taxonomy places the organism in Eukaryota, Viridiplantae, Streptophyta, Magnoliopsida, Solanales, Convolvulaceae.
UAAUAGCCAAUGAAAAGGGGAUUGGAAACAUAGUUCGUCUCUCUGUUUUGAGAGUUUGUUCGUCUUGCGGCUAGGGUUUUAUUUUCUUCGAGAUCAGGCAUGGAAGAGGCACAAGAGCAUGUUGGCAUAGGCUCGCUCUCCCUUGGAGACGAUGGUGAUGAAGGUAUAGUUUUCACUGACAUAGACGAUUGUGCAAAGGAACCUACAGUAGUGUUCGACUCUUGCCUUGUUGGGCGUUUUUUGACAGAACGGCCUGUAAAUUUUGUUGCCAUGAAGAACACUAUGGCUUCCCUUUGGCGUCCAGAAGAAGGAAUGACGGCGAGAGAGAUGGGAGAUGGGCUAUAUGUAUUUCAAUUUGGUGCGGAGGUGGAACUGAAGCGGGUACUAGAUAUGUGCCCUUGGACGUUUAACAAUCAACUCUUGAUCCUAGAUCGUCUGGAUGGUCAUAAGGAUCCUCGGGAUGUACCAUUGCACCAUAUGUUUAUAUGGGUACAGGUGCACGGGCUAAGAAGGGGCUUUUUCUCUGAUCGGGUGGCUCAACGUUUGGAUGCUGAAAUAGGGGAGUUCAUGGAAUCAGAUCCAAAGAAUUAUUCCAACCCUUGGGCCACCUAUCUAAGAAUACGCGUGAAAGUGGAUGUCCGCAAACCUCUACGGAAAGGCACGAAGAUGAAGAAAGAAGGGGAAGAAUGGUUUCACGUUUCCUUUGCCUAUGAGCGUCUGCCAACAUUUUGUUUUGUGUGUGGUUGUCUUGGCCAUGGGGAAAGGUUUUGCCCAGCUGUCUUAAAGAAUUGGGGUCAAGAGAUUACUCGCAACUAUGGCCCGGAAUUGCGUGCUCAAUCACGUAAACCUGUAAAUAGUAUUGGCUCCAAAUGGCUGCGUGAUGAGCUUCCUGUGCAUAAAAAGGAGACUGAACCAGGGAGUACAGCCAUGGGGAUACACCAGAGCAAGCUCACUGCAUGUACCCAACUGUCAUCUAAAGCAUGUGAAACAAAAGAAAGGCAGAUUGUUUUGGAAGGUGGUGCUAUGCAAAUGGCAGCGAUGGUGAUCUCAGAUCCAAAAAAGAGGAAGGUCCUUAUUGAGGAAAGGGAAAACCCAGGGCAGCAUCAAUCAAUGAAAACGUGAUGGAGGCGGGACCUGUGUCACAGGUCCGCCUAAUGGAAUGAGUUGUAUUAGUUGGAACUGUCGUGGGCUUGGCAACCCACGAGCAGUUUAUACCCUACAAACUAUUGUAAGGGAUAUCAAGCCAUGUUUUAUUUUUCUUAUUGAAACCUUAUGUGAUUCCAAGCGGAUUGAUGAAAUAAAAAUGAUCUUGGGUU